UUUUGAAUUAGCGAAGAAGACCAAAUCCAUCCCACCAGCUUCAGAUUAGUUUUUUUGUUGCAAUCUCCAAAGUUUUCGUAUUUUACAAAUUCACAGAGUGAAAUCAUUUUUGCGAAUCGAAUUGGGGUCUUUCGUUUUCCUGGGGACUAAAAAAAAAAAGGAUUUCUAGGGUUUACCCAUUUCUUUGAUCGACUUCUUAGCUUUUCUCAAGGAAUCGGGGUUUUUUUUUUUUCUUACUGGAAAGUUUGUUCCUUUGAACAUGUACAUCGAAGAAUUGAAGGAGGACGGCGAAGAGGUUAUUAGCCAAAGGGAGUGUGAGAAAUCGAUAGGGAUUGUGUCAUGUACUAGUUGUAGUAGUACCACAAGUAUUGAUUUAGGUGUUUGGAAUGCGAAACGUGCUCUUGUUGGAGCUGGCGGUCGCGCCCUUUUCUACCCAACAUUGCUCUACAACGUUCUCCGGAACAUGGUUCAGUCUGAAUUCCGAUGGUGGGAUCUUGUCGAUGAGUAUGUAUUGCUUGGUGCUGUGCCUUUCCCCACUCAUGUUCCACUUCUCAAGGAACUUGGUGUUUAUGGCGUUGUUACCCUCAACGAGCCUUUUGAGACUUUGGUUCCCUCAUCUCUCUAUCAUGCUCAUGGUAUCAACCAUCUAGUGAUUCCCACCAGAGAUUAUCUCUUUGCUCCAUUAGUCAGUGAUAUUUGCCAAGCUGUUGAUUUUAUUCACAAGAAUGCGUCAAGUGGCAAGACUACUUAUGUUCACUGCAAGGCUGGUCGCGGACGCAGUACAACCAUUGUGAUCUGUUACCUGGUGAAAUACAGGGAAAUGACACCAGAGUGUGCAUAUGAGUACAUUCGGUCCAUAAGGCCGCGGGUCUUACUUGCUUCGGCUCAGUGGAAGGCUGUGAAGGAGUUCUGCAGUUCCAGAAUGGGAAGGAAGGCAAAAGAAAGCAACGUAAUUGUGAAGCGAAGAAGCUUAGGAAGCGAGGCUGAGAAAGAGGUGUUGUCAUUGUUCGAUGAUGGGUCGGUGGUGGUGGUAACAGAGUCAGAUCUGGCUGGGUAUGAUGAGCCUCGAAACAUAGGUGGUGAUGCUUCAUGCGUGGAUGUGUUGCCAGAGCUGAGUUUGGCUUGCAAGGUCCAGUUUGCAAGCCAAGCUGCAUUGGCAAGGAUCUCAUGCUUAUGGCUUAAAUCACCAAGGAGACAAGUCCUUGUUGAUCAGUUGCAGAGUCUUGGUGUCAACAUCAAAGUCUGUUAAGUUUCAGACUCUGGUGGCAAGUGAAAAGUAGAGAUGUGAUACUCAUUUUGAGGCAAAUGUACUUGUAUCCCUUGUACAAAAACAUUGAUAUCUUCAUUUACAAUGGGUAAUUGUGUUAAGAUGACUCUCUUAUCGUUUU
Arabidopsis lyrata subsp. lyrata is the source of this 1388-nucleotide messenger RNA. Its product is annotated as putative dual specificity protein phosphatase DSP8. The record is from RefSeq and is a predicted model, not a curated record. The coding region runs from base 260 to 1249 and encodes 329 amino acids. Gene Ontology annotation, molecular function: phosphatidylinositol-4,5-bisphosphate 5-phosphatase activity; protein tyrosine/serine/threonine phosphatase activity. NCBI's taxonomy places the organism in Eukaryota, Viridiplantae, Streptophyta, Magnoliopsida, Brassicales, Brassicaceae. The transcript has 6 exons. Gene Ontology annotation, biological process: protein dephosphorylation.